Colias croceus (clouded yellow) is the source of this 452-nucleotide messenger RNA. RefSeq names its product defensin Lucifensin-like. The transcript is spliced from 2 exons. Gene Ontology annotation, biological process: defense response. Lineage: Eukaryota; Metazoa; Arthropoda; Insecta; Lepidoptera; Pieridae. The record is from RefSeq and is a predicted model, not a curated record. Bases 176 to 415 code for a protein of 79 amino acids.
UAAUUAAUUUAUAUGCACAACAAUGAUUAUUGUUAAUAUUCAAGUGAUACUGUUAAUGUUAUCUAAAUAAGAUAAUAUUCCAUAAAACAAAUCUUAUAUAAAUAGCUGCUACUGGUGCAGAUCAAAUAUAAAUUCUGAACAGGUGUUCGUCAAAGCAACAAAACAAGAAAACAAUAUGAAGUUCUUCGUAGUAUUCGCUCUCUUUGUAGCUUUCGUGGCUUUGGUGCAAGCGGCUCCAGUAGACGAGGAGUACAGCAUGUCGGGUCUGUCGGGCGAGGUGACGGAGGCGGUGGAGGUGUUCGGCAGCGCGCGGCAGCGGAUCUGCACGGCGGCGCUGUGCCGCGCGGUGUGCCAGUCGCUGGGCUUCCCACGCGGCAGCUGCAACGCGCAGCUCCUCUGCGUCUGCAGACGUUGAUUAUUUUCAUAUAUUUAUCAUUAAAAUUGUAGCAGGA